Messenger RNA from Baudoinia panamericana UAMH 10762, 2915 nucleotides. RefSeq lists its product as uncharacterized. Gene Ontology annotation, molecular function: RNA binding. The transcript is spliced from 2 exons. Bases 18 to 2426 code for a protein of 802 amino acids. Gene Ontology annotation, cellular component: ribonucleoprotein complex. NCBI's taxonomy places the organism in Eukaryota, Fungi, Ascomycota, Dothideomycetes, Mycosphaerellales, Teratosphaeriaceae. The record is from RefSeq and is a predicted model, not a curated record.
GGUUACCCGCGGCGAACAUGUCCGACGUGCAGAACUCCACCCAGGCUGGCGUUGCUGGUCAGGCCGCCUCUCCCCCCGCCGAGGGCGCGAACGGCGCUCCCACUCUCAACACCAACACCGCCGCCUCCAUGUCAUCCGAGUACAAUGACAUGCCCACUCCCACCUCCGCCGCUCCAUCCACCGCUCACCCGAACUCCGCUUCUCUGUACGUUGGCGAGCUCGACCCGUCCGUCACCGAAGCCAUGCUGUUCGAGCUCUUCUCCUCUGUUGGCCAGGUCGCGUCCAUUCGUGUCUGCCGUGAUGCCGUCACCCGUCGCUCGCUUGGCUAUGCUUACGUCAACUAUAACAGCGCCAACGACGGUGAGCGCGCUCUCGAGGAGUUGAACUACACUCUCAUCAAGGGCAGGCCUUGCCGCAUCAUGUGGUCGCAGCGCGACCCGGCUUUGCGCAAGACUGGCCACGGCAACGUUUUCAUCAAGAACCUGGAUGGUGCCAUUGAUAACAAGGCUCUCCACGACACCUUUGCCGCGUUUGGCAACAUCCUCAGCUGCAAGGUCGCCGUCGAUGAGCUGGGCAACUCCAAGGGCUACGGCUUCGUCCAUUACGAGACCGCCGAGGCCGCCAGCCAAGCUAUCAAGAGCGUCAACGGCAUGUUGUUGAAUGAGAAGAAGGUGUUCGUUGGUCACCACAUCCCGAAGAAGGACCGCAUGAGCAAGUUUGAGGAGAUGAAGGCCAACUUCACCAACAUAUAUGUCAAGAACAUUGAAACUGAGGUCACGGACGAUGAGUUCCGUGAGCUGUUCGAGAAGUACGGCGAGAUCACUUCCGCUUCGCUUGCCCACGACAACGAAACUGGCAAGAGCCGCGGCUUCGGCUUUGUGAACUACAUCAACCACGAGGAUGCUUACAAGGCGGUUGAUGAGCUCAACGACAGCGAUUUCCAUGGUCAGAAGUUGUACGUUGGACGCGCCCAGAAGAAGCAUGAGCGCGAGGAGGAGUUGCGCAAGCAGUAUGAAGCGGCGCGCCAGGAGAAGAGUGCCAAGUACCAGGGUGUCAACCUAUACGUUAAGAACUUGGCGGAUGAAGUCGACGAUGAGGAGCUGCGCAAGAUCUUUGAGGCAUACGGUGCCAUCACUUCCGCCAAGGUCAUGCGCGAUGUUACGCCGCUUGACAAGGCGGAGACUGAUGCCAAGGAGAACAAGACCGAUGACAAGGAAAAGCAGGUGGAUGGCGAGCCGACGGAAGACAAGAACGGCGAGGAGCAGGAAGACAUGGAGGAGCUUGAGAAGAAGAUGGACACGGUCACUAUCGGUGGCGAGAAGAAGGUAUUGGGCAAGAGCAAGGGCUUUGGCUUUGUCUGCUUUUCCAACCCGGACGAAGCGACCAAGGCCGUCACCGAGCUCAAUCAGAAGAUGAUCCACGGCAAGCCACUCUACGUCGCUCUGGCCCAGCGCAAGGAAGUCCGCAAGACGCAGCUCGAAGCCAGCAUUCAGGCACGCAACCAAGUCCGCAUGCAGCAGCAGGCCACUGCCGGCGGUCCGAUGGCGCCGCAAUUCAUGCAGCCGCAGAUGUUCAUGGGCCCCAAUGGUCAGCCGAUGAUGAUGCCCGGAGGCGGUCGUGGUGCCGCGCAGAUGCCGUUCAUGCCUGGCAUGCCCGGUGCCGGCGCCCAGCGUGGUGGCUUCCCUGGUAUGCCUCAGCAAGGCGGCCGUGGUGGGCCUCAGGGUAUGUCACAAAUGCCUCAGAUGCCUCAGAUGCCCUAUGGUCUCCCACCGCAGAUGGCCGGCUUCAAUCAGCAGAUGUUCAACAACCCGAUGGCGUACGCUCAGAUGAUGCAGGCGGCUCAGCAGCAGGCGGCGGCAAUGGGUGGACGUGGCGCUGGUCGUGGUGGUCCGAUGCAGGGGAUGCAAGGCAUGCCGAUGAUGCCUAGUAUGCCACCGCAGAUGAUGCAGGGCGGUGGCGGCGGCGGAAUGCGUGGUGGCUUCCCAGGUCAGCAGCCGCCGUCGCGUGGUGGCAUGAUGGGAGGCCGUGGGAUGGAGGAGCCGCGUGGCCGUGCGCCGAACCGUCCGCAGAUGCCGUCGUCGGGUCCGGGUAUUGACCUCAAUCAGCUCAAUGCCGCGCCACCGAGUCAGCAGAAGCAGAUUCUGGGUGAGGCGCUGUAUCCGAAGAUUCACGCGCAGCAGCCGGAGUUGGCGGGUAAGAUUACGGGCAUGCUGUUGGAGAUGGACAACCAUGAGUUGCUUGGCUUGACCACUGAUGACGAUGCUCUCCGCGCCAAGGUCGACGAGGCCAUGAACGUCUACGAAGAGUACGUCAAGAACCAAAGCGGUCCUGGUGGGCCGGAGGAUGUUCCUGGCGCGCAGCCGCAGCCCAACGGGACGGAGAACAUGAACCCGAGCAUGGAGGAGGUCAAGGAUGUCGAGGCUUGAGCACGACCUACUGAUUCUGAACUCGACAUGGUAAAGCCGCAACCUCUUGCUUGAGUGUCGCUGGCCGUCUCGAUUGACGGAAUUACAAGCGAAGCAAAGGACGCUAGACUUUCCUUGCGUGGCCCGCAAGCAGAUUCUUUUUACGAUACCCCUUAUUGAGCUUGCGCUUACGCUUGGACCGCGAAACAUUGGCAUCUGAUCAUGCUGGUAUGCUUGAAACGGUAUUGUACACUACGACCACGUGCGAGCAUAGCUAUGUGCUGGUACGAAUGGCAUCUGUAGCAUGCACUCGAAGAGAUGCAGCAGCACUUCGCAAGGCUGAGGUGGUAGCAGAGGAAAUGAUAUGGUGGAUGGUGACGUGUAUGAGUAUGUGUAGUAGGGCAAUAGAGUAGUGCAAAUGGCAUGAGCAUCGAGAGCGGAUAGUGUGAUAUCACAUCACCGAUCGGUCCUUUUAAUACUGUCUGUAUGUGAGGAUGAGUUUACGCCUAG